AGAAUUGUCAUUCCAUUUUCCGAAAAACUCAUUACAAAAUGUUGAACUCGAAAACUUUAUAUUUAUUCGGACUCCUCUGGAGCCUGGGAUUGCUGCAGGCCAGGGCGGAUAUGUCAUUAAAUAACUAUUCAGACCCAGCCUAUCCGGAUCGUUGUGUGAUCGAUGAUGGCAAAUCGGUUAUCCUGCUGAAGGCUGGCGAGGCAUUCCGGCUCAUAAACCUGCCAUGUGUUACAAUCUUUUGCAUCGGCAAUGGCUGGGGCUCACUCUUCACUUGUGAAGAAACCGCCCCACCAAAGGACUGUUAUUUUAGCCAUUAUUUGAAGUGGGAUGCUCACUAUCCUGAUUGCUGCAAGCGGAAAGUUGUAUGUUAUUGAAAUUAUUAGUGAUUUUUGGUAUUCUUUUGUUUCACAAAAUGCAGGAACACGAACAUAAUAAAACGCAGAUUAUGGAAUUAUGCAAAUUCUAGAGAUUAA
Drosophila bipectinata is the source of this 473-nucleotide messenger RNA. RefSeq lists its product as uncharacterized. The record is from RefSeq and is a predicted model, not a curated record. Lineage: Eukaryota; Metazoa; Arthropoda; Insecta; Diptera; Drosophilidae.